Sitodiplosis mosellana (orange wheat blossom midge) is the source of this 7432-nucleotide messenger RNA. RefSeq lists its product as uncharacterized. The record is from RefSeq and is a predicted model, not a curated record. Gene Ontology annotation, cellular component: nucleus. The transcript has 2 exons. Bases 2149 to 5442 code for a protein of 1097 amino acids. NCBI's taxonomy places the organism in Eukaryota, Metazoa, Arthropoda, Insecta, Diptera, Cecidomyiidae. Gene Ontology annotation, biological process: regulation of DNA-templated transcription.
AGUCAGCUAGCGAACAUCAAAACAUACAGAAGAUAAAAAAGAUAAGCCGUUCGUCAGCGAACACGAGCGAGUCGAUUCUUCAUAGCGAAUAUUUCGUCAGUUUCCGAAAGAGAAAUUUGUUUACGCAAGGUCACAAAUUUGAACGCAAAUUUCUUUUUAUCGUGAAUCGAUUUUUUUUCUCGAUAAUUUUUUUUUUCUUUUUGCUAUUCGAUCAUUUGUGUUUAAUCAGUUUUCUGACCGUAACAUUUUUGCAUGGGAGUAAAUUGAUGAUCGUUAAAAAAGCACAACGGACAAUAAAUUGUGUGAAUAUAUAUAAUUUUUUUUAAUUAAAUUCAAAUAAAGUACACGUUUUAUCUGGAUCAGCGCGCGCACCAAAUAAGCUCCUGCUGUUAAAUGGAUGAUAUUAAAUAAUUGCAAAAGGAGAAAAGAGCAGCGAAGAAAGAAAAAAAAAACAAAAAAAUUAUUAAGAACGCAACGCAUUUUCACGAAUAAUAACAACAAUAAGACAAAACACACGCUGAUAUCGUUCGAGCGCUUAUAAUCCAUCGGUAUAUGAUCCAUACAUAAAUGCGACACCUGACUUUGGUCACUUCACUCGUCACGCACACCGUCACCAGCUCGAGUUGAGUCGCUUUAGCCGCUCUGCAAACCGAAAAAAAACCAAGAGACUUUCAAACACAAAUAAAAUAAUAAAAAGCAGCUAAAGAAGUAACAAACCGAAGAGAGAGAGAGAGAAAGAAAAACGAACAACUAACAACAUACAAGAAGCAUUUUUAAUCGGUUUCGGUGUUUGCUCUUUUCUCCUCGUCGUCGACCAGCAGCGCGACUAGAAGAGUUUGAAUAAAAUCGGUCAUUUUGUGUGUGCAUAUGUAUCGUUUUGUUGUACUGUGCCACUGCCGCUGCUGCUGCUGCUGCUGCUAAUCUUACACAUAUAUGUAUUCAGUUGGUUGGCUUUCGAGAGAGAGCAACCGAAGUACAUGAACGACUACAUGCAGACGUGACCGCGUACGAAGCGAAGCAAACGACACAUAUAACAAACAUAAAGCGACAACAGCAGAGAGCAUCGGAAAGAAAAAAGAAAAAAAAUAACAAUUUUUCUGCUCAUUUUCUGUCUCUGUCGACAGCAGCGGGCUGGUUUGCUCUCUGUCUCUCGUUUCGUUCGGGGCUGUUGUGCUGUGUACUGCUGCUGCUCUGUGUGAAAAAUACAUGGAUAUUUUUGCGUCACAUUGCCGUGGUUCUGUGUAUUCGUUUUGUGUGUGUCGCUGUCGUGGAAGCCGUCAUCAAGCGCUUUGACUGUUUGGUUAACUUGUUCUGUUUAACUUUAGCGCUAGUAUUGAUAAAUACGUUCAUGAGGACACCGCGCGCAAUUUUUUUCGCCGUUCGUCGUUUUUUUCCGCUCUCACAUCGGACAUUUUCCCGUCUUCAGUGCGAGAAGCAGCGAUUCCGCGGACUACAGCAUCAAACCUAACCAUUUUCGUAGUCAUAAAUAUUUUCGUUGAACUUUGAAGAGAAAACAAAAAAUAUUUGUUCAGUUUUUUCCUUGGUAUCGGUGAAAAGCACUAGACAAUUUUUGCAAAUGAAAACAAUGAAAUUCGUGCAAAAAAAAAUGUAACUGAAAAAAAUAACAACUUUUGACAAAGAAAAGUGUGAAAAUUUUUCGAAAGAAAAAAAAAUUGUUCCAAUGAAAGUGAUUGCUUGAUUCAAGUGAAACUUUGCAAUAGAAGAGUGAGAUUCAAAUAUUGAAAUAUAUGAAAAACACCAUGAAAAUAUUGUGCCGAAAUUCGUGAAAAAUCUACCAAAUGCACACUCGAUUUAGAGAAGAAAUAAAAAAAAACUACCGACUUUUUAAUACGACUGAAACCGAAAAAUUGUUAACAAUCAAAUUGGAAUAACGUUGAAACGGAAAAUCCAGCAACCGUUGUGAAUACCACCAAUUUUGCAACCUUCAAAAUAUUAGUUGACACCAAAUAAAAUCCAGGAGAAAUUAGGAAAUUUCGAAAAAAAACCACUUAAAUUUAUGGAUAUUUGGCCGAAUCGAAUCAUCAAAUCAGCUUGAUUGUUGCGUGUUGUUGGUGUCAAGUACAAUGCAACUGAUGCAUCAAUGUGCUACCCCUCUGAAUUGAUACUGAAGAAAAAUAGAGAAAAUAAAUGAGUGGCCGACAUCUAGACGCAUUGUCAGCGGAACAAUUCCAAAAGGCAAACCAAUCCAUAUCGAAUCUUCUAUCACUGCAAAAACAAAUGGUUAUGUCACCAAGUAGACGGUCUUCACCACCGCAACUAGCAUCACAUCCGAUGAAUAUGCACCUCAACUCAUUCGCUCAUUCGCAAUUACAUUUGACGAAUCAAAUGCACCAAAAAUUAGCAGCCGGCUUGCCGCCAAAUCAUUUGAAUCAAUUUUUGAAAAAUGCAUCAUCGUCGAAUGGUAACCGAGGUUCAAAUGACAGCACAAAUAAUCAUCGUCAUUCACCAAAUGCAAUGGCAUCAUUAGUUAGUUCAUCGUCAAGCCCAUUGAAUCAUCUACAAAAUAUGCAGCCGUUUGAUUUUCGUUGUCUUGGCGCCGGUCUAUCGGGAUUUCCGCCACCAUCGUUAGGAAAUGCGUCCGGAAGACUCAGCCCCGAUAUGGAACGAAUUGAGCGUCAUCACUUGCAGCAAGUGGCAGCGGCACAGGCGGCGGCACGACGAAAACUGAGUGAAUCAGCAAGUAGUGGAAAUGACAAGGCACUGCAAAAUCAUGCGGCUGGCCUUAUGAACAUGGCAAUGGCUGGGCAUCAUUUACCAUUUCCAUUGCCUCCGCAAUCAAAUGCACUGAAUCCAUUAGCAGCUAGUUUGAUGGCAUCGCAAUUUUCCAGCCUAAUGAAUAAUUCGGCAGCCGUGAAUUUGGCUAAAUCGAAAAGUUUAUUGGAGCAACAACAACAACAGCAGCAACAGCAACAACAACAGCACCAGCAACAGCACCAUGAAUCGCGCAAAGAAUCGAAAAGUGAAUAUCGUGAACGGAGCAGCAGACACGAUGACUCGAAGCAAAAUUCGAGUGCAUUGAAUCUGAGCCGAGAUUCGGGUAGAGGAAGCCCAAAGUCGAUGACAUCGCAACACAAUUCACGACAACGUGCACCAAUUAGCAUGAGUCAAUCGCAAGCGAAUCUGGCAGAACUUCGAAAAACACAUUCACCAGCCAAACGUAAUUGGGGAUCGUUGCCAUUGAAUUUGGGCACACAAUUCAUAAACCCGGCCACCGGAAAGAAGCGUGUUCAGUGCAACGUUUGCCUGAAAACGUUUUGUGAUAAGGGUGCGCUGAAGAUCCACUUCUCGGCGGUGCAUCUGCGGGAGAUGCACAAGUGCACGGUUGAAGGUUGUUCGAUGAUGUUUAGCUCGCGACGAAGCCGAAAUCGCCACAGCGCCAAUCCAAAUCCAAAAUUACAUUCACCACAUUUGCGUCGAAAGAUUUCGCCACACGACGGCCGCAGCGCCCAACCACAUCCAAUGUUGUUGCAAUCGCAAGGACUAUUGACACCCGGUAUGCAUCCAUUCAAUCCGUUCCCAUUACUAACGCCACCACCAGAUGUAAGACAUUCAUCGUUGGCCGGAAUGGACUACAAAUCGAAUGCAAAGUACAACGACGAUCAUAUGAAGAAUUCGAUGUCGGAGAGCAGCAGUGUGCACGACGAUCUCGACGAUGACGACGAUGAGGAUGGCAUUGUUGUUGUUGGCGAAGAAGACGAUCCAGAUGAUAUGAACAAAACAAAUGACUACGACAAUGAUUCGGUGGAAAAUCAUGGUGCGUAUGAUGAACCGGCCGAUUUCAGUGUGUCAAAGCGAAAGAAAAUGCCAAGUCCAUCGGAAGGCGACAACAGCGGUUUUGAGAGCAACGAUGAUUCAUUGAGCGUGGCUGAUUCACACAGCAACAAAGACGAUUCAAGUAUUUCGCACACGAAAAACAAACGCAAACGAAAAAGCCAAAAUCCAAUACGAUUUGCUGUGCCAAUUACAAGCCACAUGGACAGCAUGUCUGAUGAGAAUGACUCGAGUGACAUUAAUUAUGCGCGCAAAUCGAAGGCACAAGAUGAACCAGAGGCAUUGGUGAAACGAACACGAUCCGAAAGCGAUGCCGAAAGCACGGGCGAAAUAAAGAAACCGACAGACAACGGGGUCGAUGACAAACAUUCACGAUCACCAAGCACAACACCACCGAUUCGCGAAAACCACGACAAAGCGGAGAAAAAAGAAACCGAAGCAAAUGGCCAAAUCAAACCAGAUGAAGAAGAGCCAAUUGAGUCGAAAGAUGACACCGAACCACAAAAUCUAACAUUGGACUUAUCAAAGAAGCAAACCGACAGCGAAGAUGAAAGCCCAUUGAUCAACGAAAAUAACAAUAAAAUUGACAAAAUUAAAAGAGAAUUAUCGCGGCCGCCAAGUGCAUUACGUUCACCAAAGAAUGACAGUGAAAACGAUCACAAAAUUUCCGACGAAACAAACGCAAAAAAAUCAUCGGAAGGGAAAAAGUCUGAACGCCAUGAUUCGAUAUUGAAGCAGUACGAUUCAUUGUUGAAAAAUCAUAAUCCAUAUGGAAAGGGUGGUGCGGCAAAUCCAAUGAAUUUAUUCAAUUCAUCGAUGAAUUUCAUGCUGAAUUCGGCACCAUUGAGUCCAGCCCGUUCACCAUCGUAUUCGCCCGAAGAGCGACGUUCACGUCACGCAUACGACUCGGAUGAGAAUGUCGAAGAGUAUGAAAAUGAUUUGAGUGACAUUGAAAUGCCAAUCGAUAAAGAGAACCCACGAAAGUGCACGGAAUGCGGUGAAGUCUUCCCAAAUCACUUCAAUUUGAAAGCGCAUUAUCAGCAGGUGCACUUGAAAUUGCUGCACAAAUGCGAUAUUGAUGGUUGUAAUGCGGCAUUCCCAUCGAAACGAAGUCGUGAUAGACACAGUUCAAACUUGAAUUUACACCGUAAACUGUUGUCUACCUCAUCGUCCACAUCGAAUAAUCAUCAUCACAACGAUGAAAAUAACCAAAGCGCUGCAUCGAUGGCAAAUUCUGCGGCGAGUCGAUUGCAAACGGAAUUCUUGGCACGAUUGUAUGCCGAUUCGCAUCGGCUACCGUUUAAUUUGGAAGCAUUGAAAAACAAUUUCCCCGACAUGCAUCCAUUUGCAGCCGCUGCAACCAAUAACUUUUUAAAUGGCGAUUCACGAUUCCCAGCUACGGCUGGACAUCAGGCACCAAAUCCAUUUCUAUUUCCGCCACUGAGCGGUUUGGCCGGUUUUCCAAACUUUUCAUCAUUUGCACCACAUCUUCUACCUCAUCCUCUGAACGGUCUGUCGUCUUUAUCGCAGCAGCGUCGACAAUCGUCCGAUUCAAGUUCACCGUUGGCCUGUUCAUCGCCACGCGAACAGGAGCGACGCACUCCAAUCGAUGAAAAAACACGCAACAACAUCGAUGCUCGCUUCUCGUGACCACCAUUCGAUCAAAAUCCAUACAUGAGGUACUCUCGAUGGUAGAAAAGAAUAGAGCAGAACAGAAAAAAAUGAUUAGCGAUUUCAAUCUGAAUUUUGAGAACAGACAAUUAUGAGGCAUAGAGUUUAAAUUCUGAUGGAAAAAAGUGCAAUAACAUUAACGAUUUAAAAAUUUAUAGAAAUAUCAUCAUCGAAUGCAUACGGUUCAAGUCAAUAUCACACACAUUAUGCGUAUUUUAAGCACAUUUUGAACAAAUGCACCAACAUUUGCUUACAAAAAAAAUAAUUAUAAUAAAGUACUUCAAUACAUUUUCUUUUCAAUUUAAAUUUACAUAUAAACAAUAAAGGUUGCAUUAAAUCUUACUCGUACCGAAUGUUAUAAUGCGAUAAUUAGUAUAAAACACAUGAUUGGAAGGUGAAAGUUGAAGAAUUUGUCAUUUUGCAAAGAAAAGAAAAAACGUUCACCGAAAAUUAAUAGUAAAUCGUUUGAAAACUACUUAACAAAUUCAAUGAAUGUAUAUUUACAUUAGAUUAUAUGAAAAAAAGCACACAAAUUUCGUUGGAAUAUACACACACACACACACACAAAAUGCGAAGCCAAACGAAGAAAGAUUACAAAGUAAAAAACAUGAAAUACCUUAGAAAUGAAACGAAUCAAGCUCUUCAAUGAUUAUACAUCUGGAGUAUUAUUAUUCGACGUUUAAGUUUUCGAAAUGAAAUUUACCGUGGCGGUAUUAGCAAUCUUUGAGAUAUCGUAAACAAAUUUAAAGGAAAAAUGAAAAACAAAUUUAGCUCUUUAAUGUUAAGUACAAUUGUACACAAAUCAAGUAAAGAAGUAUAUCUGUCGAAUUGUAAGCUAACGGUUAAAAAGUUAGGCCAAGUGUUGGAGUCAAAUGUCGAUUUGGCCAAUUCAGCAAACAUGAUGGAAAAUCUUCCAAAUCGACAUUUGACUCCAGCCUAGAGUAUAAUAUGAAGGAAAAAGGAAGAAGAAUUAUAUGACAUCACCGCAUCAGUAUCUUGUUAUUUUAAGCUCUGGAAAUGAGAAUUAUGUAUAAAAUAAUCUAGUGUAAUGAACUGGCGAGGCUUCAAUGUAUCGAAACAAAAUGUAUCACAAAGAGAAUCAAGUGAUAAGUAAAUGUAUAAGUAAUCAACAGAACAUCCAUAGUAAUUUUUCUUCUCUAUAUUCAACAACAGAAAAAAAAACAUUAUAUAUUCAAAUAAUAAAGUAUACGAAAUGGAUAUUAUGAUCCAAAUUGAAAAUUCCAUACAUGCACACACACACACACUUCUUUUGAGCUCAUCUUUUGACCAUUGUCCAUACACCAUAAGUAAUCUUUUUGGCAGAGAGAAAUGCGCUGACUUUUGACAAUUAAACAUAUAGCAAACAUUCAACAACAGCAAUGAGUAGAUUCACGUUUUAAAUAGAUACAAAUAUUUAGCACAAUUACAAAUUGUAAUAACAUAACCACACAUACACACACACAAGCUGGUAAAAUGAACUUUGUGUCGGACAAAAAAACGAACAAAUCCGAUUUGAUUUUUUGCUCAAACUACAUUGGCUGGCGUAAGCUUUUCAAUUUGGAUCGAAAUUUAUGAAUAUAAAAAGAAAAAACCUACACACAAAAGAAAACAUUACAAAAUUGAAUCACCAUCGAUCGAACGAGAAUGACGAGAGAAUGAAUCCUUGUCGAUUUUUCUAACAUUUAAGCAUACCGUUUACGAAUUAGUGUUUAUUUAAAUUAAAAUAAAAAUUGAAAGAAAAGAUAAAUUUCAUCAAUCUACAUCAGUUAUCGUUACAAUAAAAAGCUACUUUUAUCGUCUAUCUUUAUAUGAGAAACAAGAAAAAAACAAAAAAACAAUGCAUAAGAACAAAAUUAGUGAAAAUCAAAGGUAUAUCUAAUUACUGUAUCCAAUUUACAACGUAACGUUUUAAGUAAUCAAAGAAUUAUUAUUGAAUAAAGUGUCAAAAUAAAUUCAAAAGAAACAAAAA